AUGGAUCAGCAUAGUGGUGAUGGGUUCAACAAUCUGUUCGCGGAUAGUAACCAGCAAUAUCAAGCAUAUCAUGACAAUUCCUUUCUAAAUGGCAAUGAUCCCAAUUUUCCCGAAGCCACCUGGGCCUUAAACGCCAGCGGUUAUAAUCCGAAUCCGGCCCUGUCACGUGUUACGCAGCCUGGUUUGCCGAAUUGGCAGAACGCGAGCCAUCUGUCUGCCCCCUUGGCAACAGGCAACAUCAAUGGUCAACCCGCGCCAUACGCUCGGUCACUGUCCCACAGUCCGGCACCUUUCGGCCAAAACAACUACACCGGAUACAACGUCCACCAGAAUCUGCAACAAUAUCAACAGCAGCCACAGUACGAUCCAGCCCUCUUUGGCAAUCCAGCGCAGGACUUCAAUACCAACUUCAACGGCUAUGGCAAUCACAAUCAGAGCUUGGGUACCAUUGCCCCGCAAGCUUUGCAGCAGGAGAUCCGAUCGCCCACCGUGAACGUCAAUGCAUACACCGGCAUCAAUUACGCUCAGAACGCUUUCAACCAGUCACGCUUUGCCAGUAUGCCUGCUGUGAAGAGCAUCGACCAGAUUGCGCUCAUGCAAGCCAUUCCGAAGGGUACCGACAACGGAUAUCUUUCCACCAUCGACUUCGACGAGAUCGUUCGCGCCACCAGCACUGAGCGCAUGGGCAAGUUCCUUACCAUCGGAAAGGAAGCACAGGAAUGGCCUGUCAACCGCACAACUACUCUGCCUCAUUAUGUUCCUCGCAAAUCCAAGAAUGAGCUCCGAAGGCUUGCCGGCAAUGAUCAAGUACUGCUUGACAAGAUCGGGAAAAAGUCGCUGAAGCACAAAGCGCUUACUACUGCCCCUGUAGCCUCUUCAGCGGUUGCUGUUGCCAAGGGAACGAACGCUUCGGAUGAGAGGAUUAAGUACGAAGGCGAAACGUCUAGUAGCGAAGAAAGUGACGAUGACGACUCCUUGUACUCGUCAGAGGAGGAGUCAGCGGAGUCACCAUUACCCCAGAAGCGUCCUGAUACCCCAAAGGACGCUGUCGAAUACGACACGAUCAAGGCGCUCUGGAGUUCGAAGCGCAAGCCACUGGCCGCUUCUGAUAUCAGGACCGCGCUGGUUACUUUCUGGGAGAUUGUGAAAACCAUCCGCGACCGCUGGAAGAUUGACCAGGCUGCCGUUACCCAAGCCGAGGAGAAGAACCGAGUAGGCGAGUUGCCACUGCUUAGAAGUAGGGUCAAGGAUCAGCGUGAUAUGAUCGAGGUGGCGUGCAAGGCUGCACUGAAGCAUGGGCAUCGGAGUAUUGUUGACAACCUGGGUCAGAACCAGUCACUCGUCUUCGUGUGCUAUCAAUUCUUGCUUGACAGGUUUAAGGAGGAUGACCUCAAUGGCUCGCUGUCUCGCGCUAUCCUCGAACUGAUGACGCGCUUCACGACGUUAAGUGACGCCGUACUUGAAAAGACCCACCUCGUCAAAGUCUUGCCCAAAUAUGCUAGGAAGGGCGACGCCAAAACUCAACAUUAUGCCAAGCGUAUCAUGGCGGCUGCCGCUGCUGUUGCCGCGAACGAUGCAGCCGAACCGACUACAGCGACCCAGCAUGGCGCUGGAAAGCCUGUCACUGUGGCAUCGCCGCUAGGCAAGCGUGUGGACCAAGGUGCAGUAGCUGGUGUAAAGCGUGCUGCCAGCAGCGUAGCAGAGGGCGUCACGGUGAAGAGGGUGGCAACCGUGGCUACGAAGGCCACUGCGUCGCCGACUGCUUCGAACUCAAAUGGCGUGGUCAAGAAAACUUUCUCUGGCGCGGAAUCAGCAAAGACCACCGCAGCCGCAGCCCCUGCGACGAAGACAAAGCAGGUUACUGCCAAGCCGUCAGCGUUCUUCUCGAGUUUGCAGUCUGCAGCGAAGAAGCCUGGUACGUCGAUCAAAAGCGGCGCUUCAGCUCAAGCGAGUGGCGCGAAGGCUGCCGAAAGGAAAAUGGUCUUGCCGACUACGACUGCGGCCACGUCUGCUGCACCGAAGUCCACCUUCAGUUUCGCCGAAACUAUAGCGAACCUCGGCAAGCCGAAGGAGGAAAAGGUUGCAACGAAGAAGCCAGAGAAGGAGGCUCCGCCGGAGACGCCGGAGCAGCUGGCGAAGCGUUUGAGGAAGGAGACGCGGCGUAAAUUGAACGUAAGGUUCAAAUUGGGCGAAGAACUGGUGGAGAUCCGUUACUUCACGCACGAUCCUGAUGAGGAAACCGGUCACGACGACAGCCAAAUGCGCGAUGUGUCCGAUGUAGGAGGGGAAGGUCGUAUGCUCAAGAUGCAUCAAGAUAUGAUGGAUGUGGACGAUGAAGGCGAUGAGGCAGAUGACGGACCAGAACCUACUCUUAUUGCGUGGAAGGCGCCAACACCGGUCGACUUCACCGUUAUCGACGAUGAGGAGCGUAGCAAGAACUUCUCUCGCUUCGGUGGUAGCCUCCAAACAGAAUCCGAGGAGCGCAAGGCAAGGGAGCAGUACGAAGCGAACACUCUAAUUGUGUUCUACCCGGACAGGAACGACAUCCCUCCCACUCCGAAAGAGCCGGCGAAUCCACUUAAUGGCGAGCCUGCAACGGAGAAGAAAGUGUUUGGUGCACCUAACCGCACCUUUGCCGCUCGUGCUACGCAACGCAAAGCCAUGCGGCCGCAGCCAUACCCGGCACAGCAACACAUGCCUGCCAACCAGCAGUCCUUUAAUAUGUCGGCGCUCAACCAGUUCGGCAACAACCAGCACCGGCCGACUAGUGCAAGUAUGCUGGCGUCCCAAUCGACCACGCCUCCACCAAACAUUGACAUCCAGCAACUACUUGCCAGUCUCCAACAAGCCCUCCCGCAGAACCAGGCCGUGCAGCAACCGCAAGCGCAACCGCUGCCCAACUGGGCCCCGCCUCCGGCCAUGGCACCUCAACCGAACGGACAGCACAUUGACCUCUCUGCCAUCAUGGCUGCUAUCGGCGGCCACCCUCAAAUGCAAGCUCCGCAGAUGGGAGGACGUGACGACAACAACCCCGACGAUCCGAUGUCUAAGCGCCAUCGAGAUCAAGGCGACAAGAGCCGCUUCUACAAGACGAAGGUGUGCAAGUACUGGGAGGAUGGGAGGUGCAUGAAGGGUGACAGCUGCACGUAUUUGCAUGAGCGCCCGCCUCCGUAG
Messenger RNA from Baudoinia panamericana UAMH 10762, 3174 nucleotides. RefSeq lists its product as uncharacterized. The transcript has 2 exons. The coding region runs from base 1 to 3174 and encodes 1057 amino acids. Gene Ontology annotation, molecular function: metal ion binding. Lineage: Eukaryota; Fungi; Ascomycota; Dothideomycetes; Mycosphaerellales; Teratosphaeriaceae. The record is from RefSeq and is a predicted model, not a curated record.